AUGGCCGCCGCGGUGCUGCUGGGCUGCGCCGCCAUCGCGCUCGGGCCCGCGGCCGCGCUCGUGCUGCUCACGGUGGCGGCGGAGCCGCUGCUCCUCAUCGUGCUGCUGGCGGGGGCGUUUUUCUGGCUGCUGUCGCUGCUGGCCGCCUCGCUGCUCUGGUCCGUGUGGGUGCAGCUCAGCGGGCGGGAGGACGCGGCGCUGCUGCCGCUCGGAGCCGCCGCCGCGGUGCUGCUGCAGGAGCUCUGCCGCUUCGCCUGCUUCAAAAUGCUCAAGAAGGCCGAUGCAGGGCUGGCCACCCUCAGCAAGGACGGGCGCUCCCCGCUCUCCCUGCGGCGCACGGCUUACGUGUCUGGGCUCUCCUUUGGCAUCAUCAGUGGCCUCUUCUCCAUCACCAACAUCCUGGCAGACUCUGCAGGGCCGGGCACUGUUGGGAUCCAUGGGGACUCCCCGUACUUCUUCAUCACCUCUGCCUUCCUCACCAUGGCCUUGGUUCUGCUCCACACCUUUUGGGGCAUCAUCUUCUUCGACGCCUGUGAGCGGCGCCGCGCCGGGGGCCUGGGGCUGGUGGUGGGCAGCCACCUGCUCACCUCGGGGCUGACCUUCCUGAACCCGUGGUACGAGGCCAGCCUGGGCCCCAUCCUCAUCCUCACGCUCUGCACUGGCCUCUGGGCCUUCAGCACCGCUGGUGGCUCCUUCCACAACGUCCUCAAGUGCCUCUCAUGUAAGCAGGAGCCUGAGGGCCAGGCCAGGCUCUACUCGGCGCUGCAGGUGCCUCCUGAGGGCUGAGGGAGCCGUGGCCCCACAGCCAGACCCUCCUGUGAAAGCUUUCACCCCUCCUGCUCCAGGGGAAUUUGUGUCUGCCCAGUGCCUGGGGGCCUUUGGGGUCUGACUGGUGCUCCUGGGGAAUUUGGGGUCUGACCACCACCCUCUUCCCUUUGUUCCCAGAUUCUCUAAACUCCUUUCCCUCAGUUUGAGCCUCUGGGGAAGGCCGGGGUGGGCCAGAUGCCCUGGGGGGAGUCAGGGCAGGACCCCCCCAUUUCCCUGUGUUUGUCACUUUGGGGGUGUCCCCACCCCUGGUGAUGCUCUGGGUGUGGGGGACACCAGGACUGGGAUGCUCUGCCCUUCUCACCCCGUUCAGUCCCAGGGGGGUAAAUUAUUUUU
Molecule: messenger RNA, 1161 nt
Organism: Melozone crissalis (California towhee)
Lineage: Eukaryota; Metazoa; Chordata; Aves; Passeriformes; Passerellidae
Gene: APH1A
Product: aph-1 homolog A, gamma-secretase subunit
Exons: 7
Coding region: 1-786 (261 amino acids)
Biological process (GO): Notch signaling pathway; Notch receptor processing; protein processing
Cellular component (GO): endoplasmic reticulum; membrane; gamma-secretase complex
Molecular function (GO): protein-macromolecule adaptor activity
Source: RefSeq, a predicted model, not a curated record